Molecule: messenger RNA, 1607 nt
Organism: Cygnus atratus (black swan)
Lineage: Eukaryota; Metazoa; Chordata; Aves; Anseriformes; Anatidae
Gene: EXOSC2
Product: exosome component 2
Exons: 9
Coding region: 36-920 (294 amino acids)
Biological process (GO): CUT catabolic process; U4 snRNA 3'-end processing; exonucleolytic trimming to generate mature 3'-end of 5.8S rRNA from tricistronic rRNA transcript (SSU-rRNA, 5.8S rRNA, LSU-rRNA)
Cellular component (GO): nuclear exosome (RNase complex); cytoplasmic exosome (RNase complex)
Molecular function (GO): RNA binding
Source: RefSeq, a predicted model, not a curated record
AAGGGGGCGCCGGCGCCGCGCCGCCCGUCUCCAAGAUGGCGGCUGUCGCCAUGAGGCUGCCGGUAUCCCGCAAGGCGGUGGCGCCGAGCAGGCCGCGGGGCGGCGAGAAGCACCUGGUGGCGCCGGGGGACACCAUCACCACGGACACGGGCUACAUGAGGGGCCAUGGCACCUACGUGGAUGAGGAGAAGCUCAUCGCCUCGGUGGCCGGUGCUGUGGAGAGGGUGAACAAGCUGGUGUGCGUCAAAGCGCUGAAGACCAGGUACAACGGUGAAGUCGGCGACAUCGUGGUUGGGAGGAUCACGGAGGUUCAGCAGAAACGAUGGAAAGUGGAAACCAAUUCCAGGCUAGAUUCAGUCUUGUUGCUGUCAUCUAUGAAUUUACCUGGUGGGGAACUGAGAAGGAGAUCGGCAGAAGACGAGCUUGCAAUGAGGGACUAUCUGCAGGAAGGGGACCUCAUCAGUGCAGAAGUCCAGUCUGUCUUUUCUGAUGGAGCUGUGUCACUGCACACCCGGAGUCUGAAAUACGGGAAGCUUGGCCAGGGUGUGCUCGUUCAGGUCUCGCCCUCCCUCGUGAAACGCCAGAAGACUCACUUCCACGACUUGCCCUGUGGUGCAUCUGUGAUCCUCGGCAACAACGGUUUCAUCUGGAUCUACCCAACUACAGAGCAGAAAGAUGAAGAGGCAGGGGGCUUCACCACCAACCUAGAGCCAGUUCCCUUGUCUGACCGGGAGGUGAUCUCACGGCUCCGAAACUGCAUUGUGGCUCUGGCUACUCAGAAGUUGAUGCUCUUUGACACUAGCAUCCUGUAUUGCUAUGAGGCAUCCCUUCCUCAUCAGAUCAAGGAUAUUCUCAAACCAGAGGUGACGGAGGAGAUCGUUCUGGAAACCCGGCAGAGGUUGUUGGAUCUGGAGGGAUAGUGUCAGAAGCAGUUAUUUGAAGCCCCACCAUGGCAGCUUUUGAUUCUCAGUAUUUUUUUUUUCAGUGUUUGAGUUCCAGGCAUUCAUUCCAUACUUCAGAAAUUACCAAAAUUGCUCAUUUUAACUCCUUGGAUACCUCCUGAGUCCUUUUAGUACGAUAGUACUAAAUAGUACUUGAGUACAAUAGCCUUUUAGUACAGCAGUACAUAUCUGACCUUUAUGAAGAGACAGGAUACAACUGGGACAUACCUUGUUGCUGUGUCUAGUGCCCCUGAAUUUGGUGUAGAACAAUAGGGAGGAAAGGAUGUGCUUUGUGAUUGGUUUCUUCCUUCCCAAAGGCUUUUAAAUUGUUUUUAAUUUUUCUUUAUUGUGAUGCAGAUCUGCCAGUCUGACUUAGAGUUUUUAUUUUCUGUCUUUGAGACUGCAGAAGUACAAGUCUUCAGAGGAAAGGAGCAUAUAACCACAUUGUGAGUUUAGAUGUUCAUGGUUUAUAUGUCUCAAGGGUUUGAGACUGGAUGUGGCUGUCCACAUGACCCGGGUAGCCACGGGCAAGCAGCGCCUUCUCAAUCUGUGUGCAUCCUGCUAGUCCCUUUUAUACGCCUGAUGUGGCGAGCUUGUCCUCUGAAGAGGCUCCGGUAUUGUUUUCUAUAAAAAUAUUUUAUAUUUCAAUAAAUUUUUUGAAACAGA